UUCACCAGUAAAAGAAAAUAUUAGGAGCAAUGAGCUGCCCGAAAGAUCAAUGUUUCGUUAACUUGCCUCAACAUUUUCUUGUUUGCCUGACCGUGCACAAAGUUAAAGAUCUGCAAACUCUAAACGCUGACACAUAUGUUACUGUAACGUUGGACAAAAAAUUAAAACAAACCGCUACGUUUAAGAACUCAGACUGUCCAUAUUUCAACGAAUACUUUGUAUUCGAACAUUACUGCAGUUUGACCGAUCUGUUACGCCUGAAUGUUUCACUGGUCGUGUUUCAGAAACGGGGCUGCGUUAAGAAGGAUGUUCGUUUAGGGGAAAUUGUGGUCGACCUGAAUAUGGUCUGGAAUUUAGAAAAUCAUGCGUUUCACAAGAAGUGGGGUGUCUUGGAGAACACCGAUGCGCAAGGAACUGCGGAUGGUGGUAAAUCUUAUCUACAAUUUGAUUUGGCUAUUAUAUCCAAAGACGAUAAGCCUGCGCCAGCAGUCUUUCAGAUUAGAGAUUACGACAAUGUCGAGAGCAAUUUAUUGCAACCACUUACAACGACCGAUGUUUAUCACAAAGUGAAGUAUGUUGUGAAUAUCUAUCGCGGCUGUGAUUUCUCACGGAACGGAAAUUAUGCGGUUCAAGUUUGCUUCGCUGCCAAUGUGCUUCGAACGAAAAUGAUACGAAAUACUCAAACGCCAGAGUGGAACGAACAGUUUUGUUUUCCUGGAAAUUAUCCCUCACUCUGUCAAACAAUGACCAUUCAAGUGAUGAAAUCGUCGAGCUAUUAUGCUAUGGCCGAAAUUUAUUUGGAUGAAAUUUGCGAUGACGGAUUUGAACUGGUACACUAUCCUACGAUUGGACCCACCUACUUUCAACUGUACGACGCCACAAAUAAAAAUAAAUAUAUGGGACGGCUUCUUCUAUCGAUCGAAACGGAUCCAGUGGAUAUGGACACACUGAAGAAACCGAAAACGAGCAUCGUUCCGUCGCUUAUAGAGAGUGAAUAUUGGUCAACGGAAUCGUUCGAUGUUCGAGUAAUUGUCUACAAUGUGUCCCGAUGUCUGAUACCGGCGACUAAAUUAAAAAUUCAAUUUCAUUUGGGGACACAAAGUUCGAAUAUUGUUGAAUACCCACUGUGCGAGUACGAUAAAGGAUCAAAGAAUUUCUUUAGCAUUCGACCAACGACUUAUCAAGUGAUGUACGUAAGCAUACAAUUGCCAGAUAAUCGGUUAAAAUUCCAAAUUCAAUUUUCCCUCGAUGCCAUCUUGGACGAAAUGCAAAUUCAGAUGAAACGAUUUAAGCUCUGGGUGUUGUCUAAUCCAAAAGCUACUCAUGAACAUCUUCAAUUUGCUCGGAAAAUAGUUCACGAAUUGACAGAAAUGAUGACGAGCUUUUGCGGAAAUUUAUAUUUCAAGAUAUUCAAAAGGCUAACGCAAUGGGAUAAAAAUCGUGUGGCAUUUCUGCAAGCUUUUAUUGAAGAAAGCAUCACAAAAUUGGAAGAAACAAAAGAAUCGCUGGAUUGUCGACCCAACGACACUAAGCACAACUUAUCAGUCUUCGAGGACGUUAUCAAUAAAUUUAUUGCGAGCAUUUCCAACAUAUUAGCGAAUAGUCUUCAAGACAAAUGGCCAGAUCUGAUAAUAGAAAUGCAUGGCAACAAUGACAUCAUUUACUAUCGGUCUGAUUCCAGGAUCUACACAUUUUCGCAGAAUAAAAGCAGUACCGGAAAAUAUUGCGGCAACCGGCAUGAUGUAAUUUUAAAACCAAUUGGGUGCUCACAUACUUGUACGCAUUGUGGCUGCUACGCGGGAUCGGCAAAUUUGAGUGUCUGGCUUGGAACCAAUCAGGACAAUGCUUCAGUACUGCCAGUUGAUUCUGUCCAAUCGGAAAAUGGUCUUGUAGCAAGUGUCACAGACUCCUUAUUUAAAUGUAACGUCUACAUACAUCAAGCAAAAAUUCGUCCCGGUGCGGAUAAAAGUGGCCUGGCUGAUGCAUUAAUCACCGCAACUCUGAAUGAUACACAAGGAUCCACGGGAGUCAUACAUAAUUCAUUAUCGCCGCUAUGGAACGAAGUGAUUACAUUCAAUUGCAUCAAGAUGGUGGGAAGUCCUCUCUCGUAUCUACAAGAGCCAGCUAUUAUUCUUUUGGAUAUAUACGACAUCGAUGUAAAAAAGAAACUAUCUAAAGAAUUCCUAUGCACAGCAAUUUUAAGACCUUUAACAAGAAUGCUUGAGGCUAUCGCAUCAAUUAGUCCAACACCGGAAAUUCCUAAUGUAUGUUCGAAACCAAUCGACUCAAAUGGUGAAUCGGAGACACAGUCCGAACCACCAUCGAAGCCACAAUUGAAACGACCAACACUGAAACACAUCAUUGAAAAAAUAGAAAAUAGAAGAUCCAAAAGAAAACUGCCCGAUUUCGCAUCGAUUGCCUUUCCUAUUCCACUACAGUGGAUCGAAGCGGUCAGAGACGGUGAAGUUUGUGCUGAGAUUUUGUGUUCAGCCGAAUUUAUCCAGCUUCCAGACAAGACAGUUGCAACUGAGCCUGUCUCGAAUCAAAUAGGAAUUCCUCCAGUUAUUUGUCCGCAUGUGGCAAACUAUAGAGUUGAAGUUACGUUUGCUGGUCUGCGGCAUUGCAAGAAUUUACCGACUCGUACAAUGGGUCGUUACAAAAUUGAGAUGUCUUUUGCUGAAUUAAGUAUGAAAAGUGGACUAUCCGGUAAAAAACACGGAAAUUCUGUCAAUUUUUUAGACCCAUUUCGGGCUGGCUAUGUUAGUCUGCCCGAGGAAACUAAGUACUGGCCACCAAUUGUCAUCAAGCACGUGGAUUGCUCUAACAAAAAAGAAACCGCCAUUGGUGCGGCAAUGUUUUCUAACACGGGGAAAUUCUUGACGAAGCCCGUUGAUCGUUCUAAUGAGCAGACCGGUGUUGAGUCAAAUAAGACUCGCCGCAACCGAACCGAACUGUUGGUCAAACAGCCAAUGAACAAGUUACAUAAAUUUUUGCAUUUUCCAAAAAUUAAAGCACGCGAGAGUGGAAAAUCCGUUUCGAAAGCCAGUAAGCAACGGGUCGUCGAAAACAAGUUCACGUGGUACACGAAAUUUUACAAUUCCUUGAACUGUGACGAUAAAGGUGGAAUUGAGAAGCAUCGUCUUCGAGUAUUCGACUGUGAAUUGGAAAAGAUUGACGAGUACAGCAAUUUGACGGAUUGGGCAGAACCGAUGAAUCUGAUGAAGGGAACCAACUCGAAGAAAUUAAGUGGGCCAAAGGACGUGAUCUAUGGAAUGUUGAAAUGUAACAUUCGCGUUAUUAAAACUAGCGAAGGUAACAACAAUGAGGCAGUAGUGGACAUGAGAGGCAAUCGAAGUGUGGAGCUGUCAAGUCUGAUAACGGAAACGAAAAUUGUGGUUCGAAUUUAUGUGGUCCAGGGAAUAAAUUUACGCUCAAAAGACUCUGCUGGGAAUUCCGAUCCAUAUUUGAGAAUCGAAUACGGAACAAACAAAGUAAGUGAUCGAGCGCACUAUAUUACGAAUCAGGCGAAUCCCAUAUUUGGAAAACGAUUUCAAGUCACUGGAAUUCUUCCCAAAGACACUCAAUUAAAAAUAUCGGUCUACGAUUAUGAUGAGUGUAGGCUAAAUGACGAUUUGAUUGGGUCAACUGUGAUUGAUGUAGAGGAUCGACUACGAUCGAAACAUCGAGCCUAUUGUGGAUUGGCCGAAGAAUAUAGUAGUUAUGGCUACAAUAUGUGGCGAGACCAUUAUAAACCGUCUCAGAUUUUAAAACAACUUUGCCAUAAAUACGAUUUGGGAGAACCAAAUUAUGUUGGAAACAAGAUUAACUUGGCCGGAAUAACUUUCGAUGAUACAACGAUACUUCCAUCAAGUGAAUCAAAGCAAGAACGACUAAGUCUAUCAGUGUUAAAGGAAUUGGAUCGAAUACCAGAAAUUGGAUUUAAACUCUGUCCCGAACAUGUUGAAACUAGGUCACUAUACCGAAGUGACAGACCUGGCAUUGAACAGGGUAAACUUCAAUUAUGGAUCGAAAUAUUUGAACCGGAACAUGUACCAGAACCGAUUGAUUUAACACCCCUACCACCACGAGCCUACGAAUUACGUGUUAUCGUUUGGAAUACUUCCGAUGUGAUAUUGGAUGAGAAAAAUGUGUUUGGAAAGUAUAUGAGCGAUAUCUACGUUAAGGGGUGGCUAACCGACGUGGAAGAUGCUCAAUACACUGACACCCACUAUCGAUCUAUGACAGGUGAAGGAAAUUUUAAUUGGCGAAUGAUUUUCCCGUUAUUAUAUUCGGAUUCGGAGGACGUGAUGGUAGUGCGCAAGAAGUUGGGUUUCUACGAUAAAUUCGAUACGGAGUCAAAGCUACCAACAAAUUUACAAAUUGAAUUAUGGGAUAAUGAUGCCAUCUCAGCCGAUGACUUUUUAGGUGUGCUCGCAAUUAACAUUUCAAAUAUUCCUGUGCCAGCCAAAACAGCAGCUGCAUGCGGACUGAAGAAACAGCAAAGUGAAUUUGUUAAUUUAUUCGAAGUUGAGAAAGUCAGGGGAUGGUUUCCGGCCAAAGGAAUAACGAAGGAUGGUAAAAUGGGGCAGACCGGGAAAAUUGAAUUGGAAUUGGAAGUUUUAUUGGCUGAUGUAGCUGCAGCUGAUCCAGUUGGAAAAGGAAGAGAAGAUCCGCACGCUUUACCGACACCCAAUCGUCCCGACUCGUCCUUCAAUUUUCUAACGAAUCCAUUUCGUUUGGUAAAAUACAUGACUGGGAAAUUAACGAAAUAUAUUCGUUAUGGAUGUUCGAUUUUAAUUGGAAUUGUGAUAUUGGCAUUGCUGUUCUAUAUCCUACCAAGUAAUACAUUCCAUUUUGGCAGAUGGAGGCGAAAUGACAAAUAUAGUGAAUGGACGGACUGAUAUUUUCAACGUUUCUUUAAGUUAUAGUAAAUAUUUGAACGGUUGAGAGGUCAGCUGUGCAGCUUUGCGAGAUUGUCGAAAUUUCACUGUCUAGAUACUAUCAAUACAAUUGCACUGAGUUCAAAUGUAUAUAUUUUUAGAGCAUUAAACAAGACAUUUUAAGUUUCAUUCAA
Molecule: messenger RNA, 5074 nt
Organism: Bradysia coprophila
Lineage: Eukaryota; Metazoa; Arthropoda; Insecta; Diptera; Sciaridae
Gene: mfr
Product: ferlin family C2 domain-containing myoferlin misfire
Biological process (GO): plasma membrane organization
Cellular component (GO): membrane
Source: RefSeq, a predicted model, not a curated record